CUGACUACUGCAUGAUGUGAAAAGAAACAGACGCCUCUCGCUUAGUAGAUACUAAAGGUGGCCUUCGCAUGAAUGAAAAGAUGUUUUAACUACGAUCACACUUUGGGAUAAAUUGAAUUAUUUCCCAACGCAGCUUUACCAAUCUGCGUUUUUUGCUGUUUGUCACCUUGACAACCCACCACAAAGGGACAUGCGAACACUGAAGUCGGCCCUCACGCGGUACCGUGGGGCUUAUCUCUGUUGUCAAGGUCUGGCAUCCACCCGAGGAGUCGUUAAUACACCGAAUUUUCGUAACGUCCCGCCCCUCUGGUCCUGUUGCCCAAUAGAAAUCCCCGCUAUAGUUUCAAUAUCUCCGUACGCUCGUCAGCUCUACAGUGUCAACGCUGACGGCGGAACGGACACCUCUCGCGCCCAGGGGGUAAUGUGUCAGACAGUGACGCCGCCGAGGCACGAGAAAGAAGUGAGACACGGAGCUUUUAACAGGAAGCGGAAUUGAGUGCAGGCCCAUGACGGAGGGAACUUUGACGGACCGCAGCGGCUGACUUUUCAAGAUUUCCCGGACUGAUUCCGGUUGGAACUCACCAGAGGGAAUUAAAAGUUGUUUUGCUUUCCCCACCACCUUUCUCCUGCACGUUCAACCCCUAACCGCGCGCUUGGAGAGGGGUGGCACGACCAUGGAAUUCUUUCUGUGAUGUGGAUUCUUGCAGAAGCAGCGGAGGCAAACCUCUGUUUACUACAGAACAAUGUGAGAAGAUAUGCGUCCUGGCUACUUAUGUUUUUGGAUAUCCUCAAGAUUAUUGGCAACAGCUGAACGCAGGAUCUCUCAGUGGCCCGGCCGCCCCGGAGCACACCAGCAUGGGCUCUGAGCCGCUGUAGCGGAGAGAGACCCCCCCCCCCCCUUCCCCCGAGGAACUUCUCACAGCGGCAACCCUUGAAGGCAUCUGUGCUCCUGCGCUGGCGACCAGCAGUGUCGCCAUAUGGGGUUUUAAACCUGCUCUUUUCUCUAAAUCAUGAACUUUGCUGGCAUCCUGAUGCGGUUCCUUUUCGUGACGUUCGUGUGUUUGUCAGCUAUAAAGACUGCCCACAUCCCUGAGGAGGAGGGACAGCGCGCGCAUGAAGUGCUGUCCUUCCUUGAGGUGUAUAACCGGAGUGUGUGUCGUCCACGGGAGGUCCUGGUGGAUGUGUUGGCGGAGUAUCCGGACGAGGUGGAGUACCUGUUCAUACCGUCCUGCGUUGCUCUGACCCGCUGCGCAGGAUGCUGCCCGGACGAGGCGCUCGAGUGUACCCCCGUAGUCACACACAAUGUCACACUCCAGGUAAAGAGAGUGAGGCCUCUUCGGCAGAAAACCAACAGCUACAUGAGUUUUACUGAACACAGUAUGUGUGAGUGCAGGCAAAAGAUUGAGAUGAAGGAGAAGGUGGAAAGAAAACAGCGUCGGGGCAAAGGGAAAGGCCUAAAGCGAAAGAGAAAGAAAAAACAACAAGGAAAACAGGAAGCCUCUACCCCAGUGUGUGAGCCCUGCUGCAGUGGCUGCUCGGAGCGAAGGCGCCGUCUGUUUGUUCAGGACCCGCAGACCUGCCACUGCUCCUGCAAGAACACAGAGGCCGACUGCUGGGCCAGACGCCUGGAGCUUAACGAGAGGACCUGCAGGUGUGAUAAGCCACGGAGGUGAAUGUGUGAUGAAGUUGAUGCAAUGGACAUUAUCAGCCACAUCACUGCCCAUUCACCCUCACCUCUGAACUCUGAACUUGUGCCUGCCUGUGGAAGUGACCCCUCACACGGUGGAAAAGAGGAGAGGAGAAGAGAAAAGGAGGGGAUUAAAGAAGUGAAAAAAAAUUCAGAGCACAGAAGAUGUUUUGCUGCUAAAAGGAGAGAAGAAUCUAUAAGCAGUGGACUGUGUGAGUGUGUGUGAGACUGUGUGUUUUGAGGAACUGUGUGUCGCUUCACUGGAUGGUGCUGUGGAUGCACAGCAGGUUAGAAUGCCAGCCAGUCCUCAUCGCUCAACCCCCCUUUAUGAUGUCACAUCCUGUUAUCAUCACACCUCUGAUGUCAUGUCCUAUUUCUUGAGUCAAUGCUUUUGCCCUACCCCUUAUGCAUAGUUCAUGAGGCACAAGAGGUCAAAAUAUACUUUGCAGGGGGAAUCUUCAGAAAGUCUUCACAGACCUUUUGUAAGUGUGUGUGUUUGUGUGUAUGUGUCUGUGUGUGUGUGAGUAAGUUUGUGCCUAAGAAACCACUUCAUGUGGACCCUGCACAGAUGGACCUGAGCUCAUCCGUACUCUCCUUGGUUCUGUUGGACUUUGCAGGGUUCUGUUGGGUUCUCCUGGACUCUCCUGGCCCGACCUAUUAAGUUAUUGUGUGGCUGGUUUGUGUUUGUGUCUUAGGUUAGACACACCUGUACAGUCAUAUGCAGUAUCGUCUGUAGUGUCAUAGUCAUAUGAUUAUAGUACUCCUGUCUGUGUCCCACUGGAUGGAUCUUUUCAGUGCAGUAUUACUAUCAGACUGAUCUGAGUUUUAACAAGUGUGUGUGUGGGUGAGGGUGUGUGUGUGUGUGUGUGUGUGUGUGUGUGUGUGUGUGUGUGUGUGUGUGUGUGUGUGUGUGUGUGUGUGUGCCAGAAUCAAGCAGUCUUCCCAGAAAUGAAGAGAAACAUUCCUCUUAGCCCAUCAGUUCUUGCAACAACAAAUAUUUCCUCGGAACCCAAGGGGACGAAUAACGAUUUUAACCAGUUUCAACAGCCCGUGUGUGUCUGUGUGUGUAAGAGAGAGAGUAAGUGUGUUUAUGUGCGUGUAUGUGUAAGUGAAUAUAUAUGUGAGUAUAAUCAUGUACGUUUGUGAGAGACAGGGUGAAUAAGCGUGUCUGAGAGAGAGAGAGAGAGAAUGUUUGUGUAUAUUUGGGUGUGUUUGAAAGAUACACAUAGAGAGUCUGAGUAUGUGUGUUUGAGAGUGUGAAUGCCAAUAUAUAUGUAUGAAUGUGUGAGUGUUUUUGAAUGUGUGUGUGUGUGUGUGUGAAAAGGAGAAAGAGAGAGAGUGAAUAUAUACAGUAUGUGAGUGUAAACAUGCACAUUUGUGAAUGAGUGUGUGUGUGUGUAUAUAAUAACUCCGUUGUGCCACCAUUUCACCUGUCAGGCUUUUGGUCUUAGCUCGCUACCCAUUAUUGUAUUUAUUACUCUGUAAAUAAACGUGUGUGUGUGUGUGUGUCUGUGUGUGUGUGUGUGUGUGUGUGUGUGUGUGUGUGUGUGUGUGCUCUCUGUAAAUAUGAUUUACAAAAAAACUAACCGCCUGUGAAACUAAUUUAGUAAAACAUAUUUAUUUUCAAAUGAAUCUUCUGAGUCUCAACAA
This is a messenger RNA of Clupea harengus (Atlantic herring), 3337 nucleotides long. RefSeq names its product vascular endothelial growth factor Ab (gene vegfab). Gene Ontology annotation, molecular function: chemoattractant activity; vascular endothelial growth factor receptor binding; growth factor activity. Gene Ontology annotation, cellular component: membrane. NCBI's taxonomy places the organism in Eukaryota, Metazoa, Chordata, Actinopteri, Clupeiformes, Clupeidae. Gene Ontology annotation, biological process: positive regulation of mast cell chemotaxis; vascular endothelial growth factor receptor signaling pathway; positive regulation of protein phosphorylation. The record is from RefSeq and is a predicted model, not a curated record.